This is a messenger RNA of Nematostella vectensis (starlet sea anemone), 1610 nucleotides long. RefSeq names its product divergent protein kinase domain 1B. The coding region runs from base 106 to 1416 and encodes 436 amino acids. The record is from RefSeq and is a predicted model, not a curated record. NCBI's taxonomy places the organism in Eukaryota, Metazoa, Cnidaria, Anthozoa, Actiniaria, Edwardsiidae. The transcript has 2 exons. Gene Ontology annotation, molecular function: calcium ion binding.
CACGAUAGAUAUGUAGCCUGGCCUGACACACAGGUAGCCAAUCGGGAGUUGAAAAAUUUCAGUUAGAGUUUGGAGUUGGGCAAUGGAGGAAAACUGCGAAAAAGUAUGCCGUGGUCUGCAAAAUACUGCUUUGGGCUUGGUGGAGCAGUAGUCUUGUCGAUUGCUUUCUUUUAUCUUAUUGAAUUUUACUUUGAGUGCAAUCAAAGUCACAUCGACCAGCUGUGCAAGGAAUAUGAUGCUGGCCAAGUCACAGGAAAUCUCUGCCAUUCCAUGUGCUCUGAGAAAUCUGUGUUGAUUAACAGAUGUUUAACUGGACAAGGAGAAAAAAAAGUUCACUCAGCAACUUGGAAUGGGAGAGAGGUUGUUCUUAAGUUCUUCACCACAUUUCAAAACUACACAAUUGAGUUACUGGAGCCGAGAUAUGAAAUUACUCAAUAUAUUCUAUCAUUAUUUGGAAGAUUUGAUCAGUGUGAAAAGUGUCAAGCUACUUUUGACCAAAUUCUAGACAUAGCUGAUGUAGACAGGGAUGGUAAACUUUCAGCAUUGGAAACAAAAUCAAUAUUGGACCUGUUACACACACCAGAGCCAAGAUUGCUAUUAAUCCUGAAUGGAAGCAAGCAUUCACCAAAUAUAUAUGGUUACUGUGGUCGUUUGUAUGCUGUUGAAAAUAUCCCACACAUUGCGGAUAUCUUGUUUGGAUUACCCAUGAGACUGGAUGACCUUUGUGCAUUGCCAUUUAUUUUGGAGCCUGUUGAGAACUUUAUAAGGUCUAUUAUCUAUAAAUACUAUAACACCUUGGAAAAAAAAUUCAUGCCAAUGCUAUCAAAAAUUCAGAUGAUAGUAUUUGUGAAUAUUCUACAACUACGAGUCCCCAAUAUAGAGGAGAGAUUCAAUUAUAUGCAUUCUGUAUUGGAUGGUCUUCUAGAGCUAAAUUCAAAUCCAUUUGGUUUGUUACAAUCUUGUGAUGUCCACAAUGGGAAUUUUGGCCUGACAGACGAUGCCCCACCUAUUGCAAAAUUCAUUGACCUGGAUUUAACAUAUACCAAGUAUACUGCUGAGGUAUACUUAGAGUCUACAUCAUGUUCUUCCAAUUCAGACUGUACUAUUGGCGACUUUAAGGAAUGUGCCAGUAAAUGUAAUACAGAAACAGGAUAUUGCAACUCAAAAUUGCUAUCUCAAGAUGUCCAGAACAUUUGUUUAGCUAUUGUAGACCCAUUGAUAUCUUAUGUCUACCAGAAUUUCAACAAGGAUCCUGUACAACUUAGAUGUUUCCAAGUUGCUGUUGAGAGCAUAAGGGAAUAUUGUGUCACAAUCCCUGUAUACGACACCUUUGAAGACCUUGUUCUCCACACUGGUAAUGUUAAGAAGAUGUUGAAGGACUUACAAGAGGGAAAGUAUCGAUGCAAUUCUAAUUAGUUUAUCAUGAAAUUGUUGUGUGAAAUUCCAGGUGUGAAGCUGAGGGGGGUGAACAGGGGACUCCUGGGAAAACCAUGGCUGUGCAUCUGAAUCAUGUAGGAUCUAGCUAGAUAACACAUCUUUACAUCUACCAAUUCUUUUUAUUAUCUUAAAAUUGAAUUGGAUUUUCUAAAUAAACAUCGAGUGCUAUUAGA